Messenger RNA from Serpula lacrymans var. lacrymans S7.9, 1260 nucleotides. RefSeq lists its product as uncharacterized. The record is from RefSeq and is a predicted model, not a curated record. Bases 164 to 988 code for a protein of 274 amino acids. Lineage: Eukaryota; Fungi; Basidiomycota; Agaricomycetes; Boletales; Serpulaceae. The transcript is spliced from 3 exons.
AAUUGUAAGUGAUCAUCUCAUGCGCAUUGAUGAUCUCCAGCUUGGGCCAUGGGUUUGUCAAUAUAAGGACUUGGACAACAUUGUUCAUCUGUUUCAUUUCUAACGCCCGCGCAGCUGUGCUCCGCCUUCUCACUCGUUACGGUUGUAGACCUGUCUUGUCGAUAUGACUACCAUUCCCUUCGUCGGUCAUGAAGUUGCUGGGCAACGUCUACGCAACUGUUCUCGCAAAGAUUUUGCUCAUGAACGCAUCAUACAAACUACUGACUACUUCUUAAACGACCCACCAGUAUACUCUCCUUCUUUGUACAUGGAUAGCAUGGCGAUAGAAUCCUGGAUAGUUAAAACAGAAGAGCAUAUGGAAGCCUUAUCUAUUGACUGUCAAGGUUUCAAGUGGAGCGACGAACUCAUUGGCUCUGACGCCCGCGAGAUACAUAACUUAGCCUCUAUGCACACGUUCGAGGAAGAAUGUGACUCAGACAGUAGCCUCUCAGACGACUCUCACUGCCAACCCGUUUCAGAACCCAACCUCAAAACAGUUGAUCGUGGCACCCACGACAUACAACUUAAUACUGAUGCAGAUGCGCAGUACAUCACAAUUCCUUACGACAGUCCAUGGUACCGCCCGCCCAUGCCCUAUACCAGCUCCGAGUCUCGCACUGCAGCUGACGACUAUACUGGAACCUUUCCCCCUUCUUGUUCUUGUGACGUUCAGCAAGCGCUUACACAACAAGUAUUCCUGCUUGACCUGUUCCACGAAGAGCUACGCAGAUCGAUACCACCUUACGGUGGCGCCGAUAAAUACGACACGAUAUGGCUAGAUGAUGUUGAUGCAGAACUGCUACUAGCUCCCACCGAAGCUUUUGAGGACAUAUGCUGGAAUUCUGCGGUUGCAUCAUCUCCAAAGCAUGACCCUCCCAAAUGGAAGUGGAAGCCCCUCCCUGAUGUUCCUCUAGAUUUUGGAGACGACUUCAAUUUAUACCAGAUAUGAGCAGGGUUCUGCUAGAUAUUUCGUGGAAUUCAAGCAUGACCUAUACCCAUUCAGUCAAAUGUAUUAUGUUUCCGACUCAUUCUCAGGGCGUCAAUUCCCACUUGCAGUUGUAGUAUGGAAUUUAUUGAUUCGUUCGACAGCAUACUAUUGAUGUACUACCAGCGUUUUGAAUGUAACCAGACCUGGAAGGUUUUGUAGCUAUCUUUGCAUUUUAUAUCUCCCUUCUUGUCUCCUUAAGUUACCGAGAUAAUGAAAGCUGUAUCAAUUGCGAG